Messenger RNA from Saccharomyces eubayanus, 528 nucleotides. It is a transcript of the gene SDC1, whose product is annotated as Sdc1p. NCBI's taxonomy places the organism in Eukaryota, Fungi, Ascomycota, Saccharomycetes, Saccharomycetales, Saccharomycetaceae. The transcript has a single exon. The record is from RefSeq and is a predicted model, not a curated record. The coding region runs from base 1 to 528 and encodes 175 amino acids.
AUGAAUGGAGAUGAGAACAAAAAUCGCUACAAUGAAGUUGCGACCCCUAUAGCGGGGGAUGCUUCAAGUAAGCAUGGACUUAAAGCAGAGCAAAAUCAAGGUGAGAACAACAAUGACUACAGUAAUCGUGAUAAUGGCAUUACAGAUAUAAAUAGUGAUAAGAAUAACAACUAUAAUAACUCACAAACGGGAAGUAUACCAUCUUUUCCAACAAAGGGAUCGAAAAACGUUGAAAGUACGGGCAAUCAAAACAUAAAAAUAGAAGAAUCUAGUGGUUCGAACUUGACGAUGGAAGAGUCAUCUGAUUCUAAAACUUCCAAAUUAGAAAAUGUGAAUCUCGCUUCCACAGUAGGCGGUUCUCAAACUAGGAAGUAUUUGAAUGCAAACGUAACGCCACACCUAUUAGCGGGUAUGAGGCUCAUAGCCGUACAACAACCGGAUGAUCCGUUACGUAUGUUAGGGGAAUAUCUAAUCAAUCAAAGCGAAAUUCAGAAAAGCGGAGAAAAUGGGAACAAUGUUAGCGUAUGA